CUUCACUGGGCCUUUCAUCUUACCGUCUGUCUAUGGUAUAUCUCCAUGGGACUGGCUGCAACAGAGAGUAUAAACGAAGAGGUUUAAACAGUAGUUUAACUUACUGUUCUGUUCAGGAGAAAUAUUCAGCUAUUUUAAACACUGGCAAACGGACAAGUGGUUUGAUGACGAAGGAAAGGACCCGGAGUGCUACUUAAUUUUCUUGAGUGCCGAGAGAUAGGGAACCGUUCGUCUGUUCGCUGGCUUCUAGUUGCGGAUUUUUUUCCACAUAAGAAACGAGAAAAAGGGUAUUGGAAUUGCAGAAAGAAUAUUCCAAUUUCUCAAAAAAUAACUGUUGGUUUGCAGAUAAAAUGGCGAACACGGUCAAACGACGUGAUGGACAGACCACUACUCCACAGAUAUUUUCAGCGAACUGAGUAAAAGACGAAUGUAAGCUCAUAUAAACGGUUGCAUAUAAUUUUACUAAUCUAUCUGAAUAUUGCUUUGUUUUUGUGAUUGUGAAAUCACUUUUAUUGUGGUGUCAUAUCCAUCGUAGAUGGGUCGAAGAAAAAGUCAAUUUAAAAUACACUUUCUGUCAACAUACCGGUACCUACCGGUUUUCGAGCACGCCUUAAAUGUGUAACGAGUUAUUGAAAACGAGUACUUUAUAUUUCUGGUGAAAACAUGAAGACCGAACCUUUGGUGGACAGCACAGAUUCUACACCGCUGGAUCUGCGAUUAGGUCUGCCCAGAAGUGGAGAGAGAGAGGAGAGUGAAGAUGGAAUGAGCAGGGAGGAGAAAGAAAUACUAUCCAACAUCAAGGAGGAAAGUGAGGAGUGGCAGAAUGAGGAAAUGAAGAGAGAGGAUGUUGCGAGUGAUGAAGUGGUUGGUGGAAUUUGGCUGUCGCAAAAAAAAGAGACGGAUGCCCGGCGGAAUAUAUGCGAAACCGAUAAAGCGCCACAGGGUGGCAGAAAGGUGAAAGGUGGCAGGGAAUCCUACUGUGUGAAACAGGAAGGGGGAGUCCCGUCAUCUCCUGCCGCUUCCUGUCUGCCGAAACAGCCUAAAGAACUGAAUCGCCCCCAGCUUGAAAUGGCAGUUCCCACAUUUCCUCCACGUCAUCCCCAGGUCAGCAAUAAGGACCCGGGAGAAAGGUCUCCAUGGAGACGCGGGGAGCUCCGGCCAGCGCAGGAAGAGAAGCAAAUGAAGCAGAAGAGAAAGGUCAUGACCUGGAAGAGGAAGAUGAUUGACAGCUUGAAGAGCUCCCCAAUUCAGCUUCCAGAUUCAUCGGAGAAAGCUACUUCAGCUGAAUCCUGUAUUGGACCCCCUGCCAUCCCCACGGAUCAAGACACAGACCAGCCUAUUGAAGUGUGUCAGGUGUUUGCCUGCUCCCAGUGCCCGUUCAUCCACGUGGAAGAAGAGAAGUUUCACCUGCACCUUGAGAAGGUUCACCCAGAGGAGUACAGGUCUGAAGAUCCCCAAUCUCCCAGCCGCACCGCACACGAACACCCCCCACCCGCUACGACUCCACCCGCCCCAACACCGCCAGACACAGACAGUCCACCGGCACACACCUGCGCCCAAUGCGGGAAGAGUUUCAAACGUCAGUCGCUCCUGAAGAAACACCAGCAGUCCCACAAAGGACUCCGCCCGUACCCUUGCUCCGCCUGCGGAAAGAGCUUCCGCUAUCAGUCCCACCUGACCGUGCACCAGCGCAUUCACACGGGCGAACGGCCCUUCCUCUGCUCCCACUGCGGGAAGGGAUUCAAAUCCGAGUCGCAGCAGAAGGAACACCAGCAGACCCACACCGGGGAGCGCCCCUACCACUGCGCCCUGUGCGGCAAGAGCUUCAGCCAGUCCAACUCUCUGCGACGGCACCAGCGGAUCCACACGGGCGAGCGGCCGUACCACUGCGCCCAGUGCGGGGAGAGCUUCAGCCAGUCCAACUCCCUGACGCGGCACCAGCGCAUCCACACGGGGCAAGGGCUGUACCACUGCUCCCACUGCGGGAAGAGCUUCAACCAGUCGAGCGACCUGCGGGUCCACCUGCGCGUGCACACGGGCGAGCGGCCGUUCCACUGCACCGAGUGCGGCAAGAGCUUCACCCAGGCGCGCGACCUGACCGUGCACCUGCGCGUUCACACAGGUGAGCGUCCCUUCCGCUGUUCUUUCUGUGACAAGAGUUUCAGCCAGUCUCGAGAUCUGACCGUCCACCUGCGCAUCCACACAGGUGAAGGGCUGUACCACUGCGCCCAGUGCGGGAAGAGCUUCAGCCGGGCCAACGCCCUCAGGCUCCACCAGCGGACUCACACCGGGGAAAGGCCGUUCCAGUGCGCCCAGUGCGGGAAGAGCUUCAGUCAGUCCAGCACCCUGACGCUGCACCUGCGCACUCACACGGGCGAGAGGCCCUUCCAGUGCGCCCAGUGCGGCAAGAGCUUCAGCCGCUCCAACACCCUGACGCGGCACCAGCGGACUCACGCUGGGGAGGCCCAGUACCAGUGCUCCCAGUGCGGGAAGAGCUUCCGGCAGCUGGAGACUCUGAUGGCGCACCAGCGGAUUCACAAGGGGGAACUCCCGCUGCAGUGCUCCCAGUGCGGGAAGAGCUUCCUCCACCUCAACGCCAUGAUGAAACACCAGGAGACGCACACCGAGGAGUGCGUGUGGAUUUCAGUCAUAAACGAUCUGAACUGAAAUGAAAAUGAAUUGUGUCACGGCUGAAACCAGCUUGACCCUCUUAUGAUGGAGAUUUUCCAUCAGGGCCAGUAAUCCUGCUUUGUGAAACAUGGCCCAGUUGAUUGUGGCACUGGCUCAGAGAUUCCCAGAAUGCAUUUCUCCAGCAAGGUUGGUUUCUCUUCUAACAUUAGCAACUUAACAUCUUGUUUGUUUUCAUGUGUGAACCUUUGUGUGUGCGUGAUGUAAUGGGAUUGAGUGGAAACACCCUGAAAUGCUUUUCCUGCAUUAUGUACAAUUCUGUGUAGCACUGUCUUCAAGUCUCAAAUAAAUUCAGUGACAUUAUUCACAAA
This is a messenger RNA of Conger conger (European conger), 2999 nucleotides long. RefSeq names its product zinc finger protein ZFP2-like. The record is from RefSeq and is a predicted model, not a curated record. Lineage: Eukaryota; Metazoa; Chordata; Actinopteri; Anguilliformes; Congridae. The coding region runs from base 664 to 2667 and encodes 667 amino acids. Gene Ontology annotation, cellular component: nucleus. Gene Ontology annotation, molecular function: DNA-binding transcription activator activity, RNA polymerase II-specific; RNA polymerase II cis-regulatory region sequence-specific DNA binding; DNA-binding transcription repressor activity, RNA polymerase II-specific. The transcript has 3 exons. Gene Ontology annotation, biological process: negative regulation of transcription by RNA polymerase II.